ACGAUAACCACCAGACACGCGCGACCACUUUCAAUUGACUCCUACACUGCAUUUUCAGACUGGUCCAUAGGUUGGCUCAGUCUUGACGUCCUUUCCUAACUUUCUACAAGCCCUUUUAUGCAACCUGCGCGUCCUGAAGUCUCCCAAAACGCGACUUUAGUAGACCAGCCCCGAAAUCCCUCGCCUUCCACACAAUAUGGACAACCAGUCAAUGACCGGCCGGCAUCUGGCGGCAUGCUUCACAGAAGCAGCCCUGGAGUAUCAUCGGCAAUCUCGGACGACCUUGACAGCGUCUCGAUCAGCUCUGGAGAUACUCAGCGCGGCCGAUCUUUCAACGCCGGGCGGAUAAGCAGUCGGAACGAUUCUUCUCAGAGUAGCUCCCCUGGCAGUCGUAUCGACGAGUAUGAGAAAGCACAUGCAUCACAUCGCAAACGCUCAAAGGGGUUGAUCUUCCAGGUCAUUCCAUCUUCAAGAGAUAAGGCUCAGAGCGUGUCACUCGAGAGUUUCCCAAAUGAGGUUUUGACCCAUAUUCUCUCGCAUCUCCCACCCGAGACACUCUCCUCAAUGAGCUUGGUUUCCCAACGAUUUCAUAGACUUGUUACCACUCCUCCAGCCUGGCGCAUUGCUUUUGCCCGAUUUUUCCCUGGGGCCGAUGCACUCGAUGCAGACCUCGUCAAAUCCAGCCGAGAAUCUGCUUCCGACUCCGAUAGAGCCCAGCGACGAUCUUUUACACGACUAUCAGCACUCGCGUCCUGGAGAAGUGAAUACAUUCUGCGGACGCGCUUGCUUCGAUCCCUGGGAAGAGGAAGGCCUGCUUUAGAGGCGAUUUCACGAUCCACCUCAUCUCGUCAUGCGAGUAGUGCUUCAGCUGCAGCCGUUACCACCUAUCCGUCCGGCUUGUACUAUCCGGUCAGCCACAUCCAUGCUACUUUCGGCAUAGGAUUGAACAAGAGACAGCCUCUGUUUAUGCAUGGCGCCGUCGAACAGGGUGGAGUUUCUAUAAGUGAGCCAGGCACCGGGAAACCAGGCGCUUGGGGCUUGGCCGACUUUGAGGGUUUCAAGCAUUUUGCUGACCAAUUUUCCGGUGAGCUGCCGUACGGCUUGGGCCCUGGAAAUGUGGUUGGCAUGGAGAACGUCAUGGAUAUCAGCCAGCAAUAUGGCAAAUUGUACGGAGAAGCCUGCCCUGGUGGACGGCUUUACUACACCUCGACUAGCGAACAACGUGGACGUUUUGUCCCCAUCGCCUCACCUGCCAACCACGCCUGCGGAAUUCCUGAAGUGACCAUGAUUGGAUGCGCUGUCUGCUCAGUCUACAUUGCCAAAUCCGAGUCGCUUCUUGGGGUCACCAGCGGCAUGUUCGGCUUUCUCGCUGGAUUUUCAAAUGGUGUACUUGCUGCCUAUGCUCUUGGUGUCAACCCUGUGCACGAUCGCCGCUUGGACAAGGGCGAACCUACUGCGAAGUGGGUGCUUUGCCCUGGAGUUCCCGUCGUACAAAUUUGCAUUGACGAGAAAGUUUCUCCUCGGAGAGUCAACUCUCAUAGGAUUUGGGCUGUUGUCGUCAAUGCGCUUGGGGAGGUCUUUUACCUCUCAGAGACACCAGUGAGGCCAGACUCAUCAGGCAGGCUCUCGCCUUCCGACAUCGAUCGUCUUGCCUGGCAGACGGGAAGAAGCGUGGAAUGGACACUUGUAGAAUCCACAAGACGACAAGCCAAACCUGACCCUUUCGGCACAGCUCAAGUGGAUGGCAGUUACACACCUCGGACCUCUAGCGAUCGAUGCGGAUUGAGUCAAGAACAGAUCAUUGCCGAGACGAAGGAAGUCGAGCGGUUCUUACUUCAUAAACCCAAGCAUUUUCAGGCCAUAUGUGAAGGUUGGGACAUGAGACGUACAAUCGUUCUCGACUUUGCUGGCGAUGACCACCAUGGCGGCGGAGAAUCAAUUUUCAUUAUCGAGCGUGGAAUGGAUGCUGGGCGUCCAAUGGCAAUCCGUCGAUACACUCGUUGUAGGACGAAGAUUGCUAUAGACUUCGACUCCGAAAAGUGGCCAGCUAUACCAGCAACGACGGCUCGAUCUUCGAUCUUUGGAAGCGGGCUCACUUCCCAGCCGCAAUCUCAUACCUCUCCUGCUUCGAGAAGCACGUUGAGAUCUCGUACAUCCAGUCAAGAUGACUUUGCGGAUACAAAGUUUCGUGAAGAUUGGCAUAUUUCACACAUGUCUUUCGCCGACCAUCGGAACGUCGCCAUUUCCGCAGUCGCGUCUGAUGAUUCAGACUUUGCAACGUUGACGGUCAACGAGGAUCCUCUCCUUGGGAUGUCGGGAGGUUCGGAUAGUUCAUCUCCCAUUGCUUCGCCAAUGGGUCAUAUGCAGCCAGCCACCUCAGCUGCGGAGAUACCUGGUCAUCGUGCUCGACUUUUUGGGAUCGGCACAAUGUCUGGCAUCGUUAUGCUAUGGAACAUGCGGGCCACCAUCGCCUCUAGCCCAGACGUCGUCAACACGAUUCCACCCGUCAGGGUCAUCUACACGAAGAGUCCCCAGAUUGCAUCGCUUGCAAUGACUUCUCUGUAUGUGGUGCAUGGAGGAAAUGAUGGUUUGGUACAGGCUUGGGAUCCGCUUGCAUCUACCAAUGAGGCGAUCAGAACUUUGAAUUCCCGUUUCUCUGAUCGAGCGAGGCGACGUAUCGCUCAGGCCGAAGCAUCUGUGCAAGGUGUGGGCAAUAAUUAUUAUGCUGCGGGCGCAAUUGUUCUCGACCCUGAUCCUACCGCCCUACGUGGAAUGGUCUCCUUGGGAGCAUAUUUGCGCUAUUGGUCAUACAGCUCAACUGCAGCUGAUGCGUACAAAAGUCGCAAGCGUGGGCAGCUCCGUCGCCGUUCUGAACGUGGCAGCAAUUCUACACCAGCCAGUCAAAAGGUCAGUGCCACUGGCCGCGGUCUCCUCAAAGACUACAUUAGCAACGAACGAUUCGAAAUGGAGAGGGAGAAAGUGGCCAGGCACAAGGAAAACGAACGUUUGAGUGGCCGCUUCGGCACAAAUCUGCUUGGUGAAGGUGCAAGCGAGGAGGAAAUACUUGCAUACGCCACCAUGCUCAGUGAGGAAGCUUUCUCGAACGAUGAAAUAAAGAGAAAGGCCAGUGAACGUUCAAGUUCCUAUGCUUCGCCGAGUUUUGCUCCAGAGCACAAGAGCACUGAUAUUGACGAUGAUCUUGACGAGGCCAUCCGUCUGAGCUUACUCGGCAGCACCCCGGGCUCCUCGUCUCCUCUUACGACAGAAUUUGACAUCCCUAUUCGCUACGCCAAAGGUUCCAAGCACGGCACACCCUACCGCAACACUCAAGCUGGCAGCAGCAAAGUCCCUGACGCGACCAGCAAUGAGGACGAAGAUUUGGAGUUUGCGUUGCAGCUCAGUCUCGCAGAGGAACAGAGCAGGAAGAUUAUAGAAGACGAAUUUCCAGCACUGACCCCUUCGUCUAGUCCAGGCUCCGAUGGCAGUGGGAAAGGGAAGGGCAAGUCACGACGUCGACAUUAGGUGAAUUUGUUUAUUGGACACUUCAGUUCUUGUGCUGCUGUUUUGUUGAUGAAGGGCUCUUUCACUUUUCUUUUCAGAGCUACUUUUUCUUGGUACGCUUUCGUGAGGAAGGCGGCCAAUUAGUAUUUUAGUGUUGUUGUGAGUUGAAGAAUAGUAAUAAUGAUGCCAAGGACGAACCUCGGCUAGCUUCGG
This is a messenger RNA of Exophiala oligosperma, 3714 nucleotides long. RefSeq lists its product as uncharacterized. Gene Ontology annotation, cellular component: proteasome regulatory particle, base subcomplex; cytosol; nucleus. Lineage: Eukaryota; Fungi; Ascomycota; Eurotiomycetes; Chaetothyriales; Herpotrichiellaceae. The transcript is spliced from 2 exons. Bases 118 to 3522 code for a protein of 1134 amino acids. Gene Ontology annotation, molecular function: polyubiquitin modification-dependent protein binding. Gene Ontology annotation, biological process: proteasome-mediated ubiquitin-dependent protein catabolic process. The record is from RefSeq and is a predicted model, not a curated record.